Messenger RNA from Diorhabda sublineata, 1645 nucleotides. RefSeq lists its product as uncharacterized. The record is from RefSeq and is a predicted model, not a curated record. The transcript has 2 exons. NCBI's taxonomy places the organism in Eukaryota, Metazoa, Arthropoda, Insecta, Coleoptera, Chrysomelidae. Bases 25 to 432 code for a protein of 135 amino acids.
AGUUUCAACCAACAGACGAGUAAAAUGAUGAUAUCAGGUUCGAGAAAGAAUAUUUUAGUUAUCACUGUGUAUUUUUUUACAUUGGAAAUCGUUACGUGUGGUUUAAUAGGCAGAAAUGAUCAUGGAAAAAACGAGGAACCGAUAACAUUGAUUGAGUACGAGAACAAUUUGAGACAAGACGGAUACGAUUUUAACAUUGAAACCAGUGACGGUUUUUCCAAAAAUGAAAACGCUACUGUUGAUAAAACUGGAGAAUUAAAAAUUAAAGGAGACUAUUAUAUAAAUUUUCCAAAUGGUCAAUAUGAAUUUCAUGAAUACGAAGCUGGUGUAAAUGGUGUCAGGUCUAAUGUUGUUUUUGGAAAUCCAGUAAUGAAAAGUAAAAAAAUCAGCAGUGCAGCUAUUGCAAGUCUUGUUGGCGGAGGAUUGGGAUAAUUGUCCAUAUUUUUACUGCAAUCAAACACUAUUUGUCCAAUAAGUAAUAUAAAUAAGUGUACCAAAAAAUGUGUAUAAAAAUAUUGGAAAUGAGGUGACUUUCCUAGAAAUUAUUCAAAAGAAAUACCGUAAAUAAACUGCCUGCUAUAAUGAAAAAUUCUAAAAGGAAACAUAAAAACCACGUCUAUUUAUAUUACACAGAUGAAAGGCGCCGCGCGAAUUCACCGAAUUUUAAACUAGACAAAUAUCGGUUAUAUAGAAACUAUUACUUAAUAAUUAGAUAUAUAUGUUCACAAUAUACUUUUUUAACUAUGUUAUCAUCAUUCUAGAAGACGGACAAAAAUUCAAUUUUUUCAAUUUAAAUACACUUUACAUAGUGUUUUUAUUAUCCUCAAAUCUUCAUAAUGACAAAAAACAAAUAGGUUAGUAAUGCUGGGAUUCUCAGCGGAAAGCUUUGCUUCAAUUUUGAUUUUUUUACCAUCUAUAUUGUUUUCGUCACUGAACAUGAAUUUAAAGUUUAUGGGCAAAAAUUUUGAUCCAAAACUUCAUUUUGUGGUCACUUUUUGACUAAAUUCUAAAACUUUUUCCAGUUUUUGGGCUAUAUUUCAGAACGAAUGCGUUUUUUCGACAAGCUCAUUCUAUAGAAAAUUAAAGUAAACCUUUUUCCUUAUUAUUCCCAACGUUUUUUUAUCAGGGUUCCAUUUACACAUCUAGUAAUAUUCAGUUUUCCUGAAAAUCUUCCUUGCUGUGAUACUAAACAGUUGUUAUAGUUUAUGAGUCCAAUUUCACCUAUAAUUGAAAUCUGCUCCAAGAAGUUUUGAUCUAGUGUUUUAUUUUUUUUUUAAUUGAUUAAAAUCUGUUACGACUGUUACGAUAUCUUCAGAUGCAACGACAAGGUUUGAAGGUGCUUGACAAGAAGGAUACAAUCUACAAGCAACGCAGAUAAACCUCAGCUGAUCGAAUUCUCCAAGGUCUUCCAAUUGGAACUUUAUCAGCUUGAUGCCGUUUCCAUUUACUGUAAAUUGCAAGUCUAGGAAGAAAUUUACUUAAUUUUGGUUUAACAACCAACCAAAUGCUAGUCAAAUCAACUAAUAUAUUGUCAUAUGUACGUCACUUUAUUAUUACCUGGUGAUUUUCGUUGUAUUGUUAAUUUUUAUAUCGAAUGUUGUGACACUAAUUGUUUUUAGAAAUAAAUCCCGGCGAAAAGAACAAG